Peromyscus eremicus (cactus mouse) is the source of this 1850-nucleotide messenger RNA. It is a transcript of the gene Dntt, whose product is annotated as DNA nucleotidylexotransferase. NCBI's taxonomy places the organism in Eukaryota, Metazoa, Chordata, Mammalia, Rodentia, Cricetidae. Gene Ontology annotation, molecular function: DNA-directed DNA polymerase activity; DNA nucleotidylexotransferase activity; DNA binding. Gene Ontology annotation, biological process: double-strand break repair via nonhomologous end joining. The record is from RefSeq and is a predicted model, not a curated record. The transcript is spliced from 11 exons. Gene Ontology annotation, cellular component: nucleus. The coding region runs from base 1 to 1542 and encodes 513 amino acids.
AUGGAUCCACUGCAAGCAGUCCACCUAGGUCCCCGGAAGAAGAGGCCUAGACAGAUGGGCACCUCGGUGGCCGCCACAUCUCAUGACAUCAGAUUUCGAGACUUGGUCCUCUUCAUUUUGGAGAAGAGAAUGGGAACAUCUCGAAGAGCCUUCCUCAUGGAGCUGGCCCGAAGGAAAGGGUUCAGGGUGGAAAGCGAACUCAGUGAUUCUGUCACCCACAUUGUGGCAGAGAACAACUCAGGUUCAGACGUCCUGGAGUGGCUCCAUCUACAGAACAUCAAAGCCAGCUCCCAGCUUGAACUCCUUGACGUCUCCUGGCUGAUUGAGUGCAUGCGAGCCGGGAAACCGGUGGAGAUGACAGGGAGACACCAGCUUGUUGUGAGAAGAAACUCUUCCCUGAGUCGUGCCCCAGGCUCCCAGGACACCCAGGCUCCACCACCUACUGUACAAAAGAUUUCCCAGUAUGCUUGUCAGAGAAAGACCACGUUAAACAACUGUAACCGGAUGUUCACGGAUGCCUUUGAUAUCCUGGCUGAAAAUUAUGAGUUUAGAGAGAAUGAAGGCUGUUAUGUGGCGUUCAUGAGGGCAGCUGCUGUACUGAAAUCUCUGCCGUUCCCCAUUAUCACCAUGAAAGACACAGAGGGAAUCCCUUGCCUAGGGGACAAGGUGAAGUGUAUCAUAGAGGGAAUUAUUGAGGAUGGAGAAAGUUCUGAAGUUAAAGCCGUGUUAAAUGAUGAACGAUAUAAAUCCUUCAAACUCUUUACUUCUGUGUUUGGAGUGGGUCUGAAGACAGCUGAGAAAUGGUUCAGGAUGGGUUUCAGAACUCUCAGUAAAAUCAAGUCAGACAAAAGCCUGCGGUUUACGCGGAUGCAGAAAGCAGGAUUCCUCUACUACGAAGACCUUGUUAGCUGUGUGAACAGGGCAGAAGCAGAGGCCAUCAGCGUGCUAGUUAAAGAGACAGUUACAGCCUUUCUUCCAGAUGCCUUGGUCACCAUAACUGGGGGCUUCCGAAGGGGUAAGAUGACUGGGCAUGAUGUAGACUUUCUAAUUACCAGCCCAGGAGCCACAGAGGAAGAAGAGCAGCAACUCUUGCAUAAAGUGACAGACUUGUGGGGACAGCAGGGGUUGCUUUUGUACUGUGACCUCAUCGAGUCGACAUUCGAGAAGUUCAAGCUGCCAAGCAGGAAGGUGGAUGCUCUCGAUCACUUCCAGAAAUGCUUCCUGAUUUUGAAGCUGUACCACCAGAAAGUGGACGGCGGCGACAAGAGCAGCCAGCAGGAAGGAAAGGGCUGGAAGGCCAUCCGCGUAGACUUGGUCAUGUGUCCCUACGAUCGCCGGGCCUUCGCCUUGCUCGGAUGGACGGGCUCCAGGCAGUUUGAGAGAGACUUGCGGCGUUAUGCCACCCAUGAGCGGAAGAUGAUGCUGGAUAACCAUGCUCUGUAUGACAAGACCAAGAGGGUGUUUCUUGAAGCAGACAGUGAAGAAGAGAUCUUUGCCCACCUGGGAUUGGAUUACAUUGAACCACAGGAAAGAAAUGCCUAAGAAUGAGUUGACAUUGUUCUCUUCAGGUUAGACAAAUUGUGCCGUGUGUUAGUCAAAGAUGGCUUAGGGAAGUCUGGGAUUGUUUAGGCCCCAGGGAAUGCAGACAGCAAAUGGAUCGUAUGGAUACUAUGCAUAGAGAAUAUUCUAGAGCAACUUCGGAGGCUUGAUAAGCCGGGGCACGGCCACGGGUCACAUUCUCAGGCUGUCUGUCCCACUGUUGCACAGAAUUCGUGUUUUUUUCAAUAAAAAUGGUAUUGUCAUCAGUGUGUCAUCCAGAGAAGUGCAUCAAAGCCCACCUAACCCCUGUG